Molecule: messenger RNA, 1641 nt
Organism: Diachasma alloeum
Lineage: Eukaryota; Metazoa; Arthropoda; Insecta; Hymenoptera; Braconidae
Product: cleavage stimulation factor subunit 2
Exons: 8
Coding region: 82-1431 (449 amino acids)
Biological process (GO): mRNA 3'-end processing
Cellular component (GO): mRNA cleavage and polyadenylation specificity factor complex
Molecular function (GO): mRNA binding
Source: RefSeq, a predicted model, not a curated record
CAAACUGGAUUGUUCGAAUAACCCAGUGCCGACGAGAUUGUUGUUACUCUAUUCGGUAUAAACAAACAAUUGACGAACAAAAUGACUAAUUCAUCUAUUACGGAUCAGUCACUGAUGGACAAAUCAAUGAGGAGUGUUUUUGUUGGAAAUAUUCCGUACGAAGCUACAGAGGAGAACCUGAAGGAUAUCUUCAGUGAAGUUGGGCCAGUACUUUCAUUCAAAUUAGUAUACGACCGCGAAACAGGAAAACCCAAGGGCUAUGGUUUCUGCGAGUACAAGGAUCAGGAGACCGCUCUGAGUGCAAUGAGAAACCUAAAUGGUUACGAAAUUGGUGGAAGAACCCUGAGAGUCGACAAUGCAUGCACAGAGAAGAGUCGCAUGGAGAUGCAGAGUCUUCUGCAGGGUCAGAACACCGAUAAUCCUUAUGGGGAGGCUGUGCAGUCUGACAAAGCACCAGAGGCCAUCUCCAAGGCAGUAGCUUCACUACCACCAGAGCAGAUGUUCGAGCUGAUGAAGCAGAUGAAACUCUGCGUUCAGAAUAAUCCCAAUGAGGCGAGGCAGAUGCUCCUGCAGAAUCCACAGCUGGCUUAUGCCCUCCUGCAGGCUCAGGUUGUCAUGAGAAUUGUGGAUCCUCACACUGCUGUCAGCAUGCUGCACAAAGCCAAUCCCAUUCCCUCGGUGGUGAAUACAGUGGAGAAGACACCGAUUCACACACUUCCACCCAGGAUCGAGGAGCCCUGGGCUCCUAUCAGGCAGCCUCCGCUUGCCGUCAAUCCACCUGCACCUAUAGCUCCAAUUUUUUCAAGUCAAGAUGUUGAUUUGAGGACUUUGGACAGACAGAUCGAUCCCAGAUUAGCAAGGAUGGACCAGGAUCUGAGAACCCAGACGCAGCCACCACCAGUGCCAGUAGCUCCCCCAGUAAUUCCCCCGGUAGUGGACACUCGAGUUCCGGUUUUCAAUCCCCCAGACAAAUUCACUCCUUUGAUUAGCACUCUUCCUGUGGAGGGAAUCGAGAGCAGCUUCUGUCGAGAUCCAAGAGCAGAUCGAUUUGGGAGAGAUCCUCGUGACCCCCGGGAUCCCAGAAUGACAGUGGACCCCAGGAUGAACAAAUCCACUCCUCCAGUCCCAGUGGCACCUCCUCCAGUCCCUCGUCCAGUGCUGGCACCAGUCGCACCUCCAGCCAACGUCAACACAGUGAACACACCAACUUCUGCAACUGGACUUUCCGCAUCCAGUACAGCUGCGUCGAGACUCAUGGCAGGCAUGUCACCCGCCGGAAGCAUUCCCAGUGGAGCCUCUGACCAGGAGAAGGCUGCAUUGAUAAUGCAAGUGCUCCAGCUGAAGGACGAGCAGAUCGCCAUGCUCCCACCUGAGCAGCGGCAGAGCAUUCUGGUGUUGAAAGAGCAGAUUGCUAAGAGCACCCAAAGAUAAAUUUAAGGGUGAACAAGAUUGAAGUUUUAUUACAUUGUGAAUGAUUUUUGAAAUAUUAAAGUUAUCGAUGAUAACUUACUUUUUUCGUAAUAUCGUGACUGUAACCGUGAUGGGAAGUUUUCUAUUAAACCUUUAUUAUAAACUCAAGAUACACAGAAUGAUUAUCUAAAUGUUCUUUUAUUAUGAACGUAAUAAAAUUAUUACAAAGUA